Messenger RNA from Aspergillus eucalypticola CBS 122712, 378 nucleotides. RefSeq lists its product as uncharacterized. The transcript has a single exon. Bases 6 to 299 code for a protein of 97 amino acids. Lineage: Eukaryota; Fungi; Ascomycota; Eurotiomycetes; Eurotiales; Aspergillaceae. The record is from RefSeq and is a predicted model, not a curated record.
AAUCCAUGACCAUAAAUGAAGAUGAUGACCGAGACAGACGACCGGCCCACUCCGAGAAGGAUUCCUUCGAGAAGCAGCGUUGGGUUUUCACACAUGGUACAUUGAACAAGGGUAGUCGGGAGCAUGAUAGGCUGUUUAGAUUGGAGCCCCAGAAGUUCCUAAUUCAAGUGGCAGUGGAUCGAUCAGCGGGAGGCAGACGGCGAGAAUUGCCCGGAACAUGGACUGGCGUUGAGAGCCCGAGACAGGGGAACCUCGAGUCGCUUCCCCGGCAUGACUCGCCCUAUCGAUCGCGUGGGUGAGUCCGUACUAGAGAGUAUACAGAGGAGCCCUUAGUUAGUACGUAGUGUUACUUUUGCUGGAUACCUCCGCGGAUAGUCU